Salvelinus fontinalis (brook trout) is the source of this 3249-nucleotide messenger RNA. Its product is annotated as putative zinc finger protein 286B. The coding region runs from base 1403 to 3004 and encodes 533 amino acids. Lineage: Eukaryota; Metazoa; Chordata; Actinopteri; Salmoniformes; Salmonidae. The transcript has 4 exons. Gene Ontology annotation, biological process: regulation of transcription by RNA polymerase II. Gene Ontology annotation, molecular function: RNA polymerase II cis-regulatory region sequence-specific DNA binding; DNA-binding transcription factor activity, RNA polymerase II-specific. The record is from RefSeq and is a predicted model, not a curated record.
CUGGGUGUAUUGAUUCACCAUCCAAAGUGUAAGUAUUAACUUCACCAUGCUCAAAGGGAUAUUCAAUGUUUUUAUUUAUUUCACCUUUAUUUAACCAAGUAGGCUAGUUGAGAACAAAUUCUCAUUUACAACUGCGACCUGGCCAAGAUAAAGCAAAGCAGUGCGACACAAACAACAAAACAGAGUUACACAUGGAAUAAACAAACAUACAGUCAAUAAUACAAUAGAAAAAGUCUAUAUACAAUGUGUGCAAAUGAGGUAGGAUAAGGGAGAUAAGGCAAUAAAUAGGCCAUAGUGGUGAAAUAAUUACAAUAUAGCAAUUAAACACUGGAGUGAUAGAUGUGCAGAAGAUAAGUGUGCAAUUAGAGAUACUGGUGUGCAAAGGAGCAAAAUAAAUAACAGUAUGGGGAUGAGGUAGUUGGAUGUGCUAUGUACAGGUGCAGUCUGCUUUUAGAAUGUUUUAUUUUAUUUUACCCAUCUACCAAUAGGGGCCUUUCUUUGUGAGGCAUUGGAAAACUUCCCUGGUCUUGUGAUUGAAUUUGUUUGAAAUGCACUGCUCGACUGAGGCACCUUACAGAUAAUUGUAAGUGUGGGGUACAGAGAUGAGGUAGUCAUUCAAAAAUCAUGUUAAAACACUAUUUUGCACAUAGAGUGAGUCGACUUUGACAAUAUGGGGUAUUGUGUGUAUGCCAGUGUUACAAAAUCUAAAUGUAAUCAAUUUUAAAUGCAGGCUGUCACAUAACAUCAUGUGGAAAAUGCCACGGGCUGUGAAUACUUUCUGAAGGCCUAUUAUGGAUUAACAACCAAGUGAGCCACCUGAAUUUUUUUUUUGUCUAUAGAUAUGGCUACUUUACACUGUAUAUGCAAAUUAGAAUAUACCCUGUUAUUUGCUGGCCAGUGCUAAUUUGUAACAUUUUUGAAGGGCUGUUGCACUCAUAUUUACGGUAAUAGAUGAACUGAAGAGCGAUUGCAGGGACUUCACAGCAGAAACACUACAAGGACUAUUGUCGCUAGGAAAUGUCCCGCCCUCACAGGAGUCGUUUGAGCCUGUGUAGGGACCUGAUUAGAACAUAUAUAUAUUAUUUUUUUUUACAGAAAAGCAGGUUGAUUUUGUUUAGUUAAUUUAUUUUUUGAUAGUUUCAAUUUUUUUAUUCAUAUUUUACCAACAUAUUUCAUUUUUUGAGAUCCUUAUUAUUCACCCGCACAGUAGGUGGCGGAAUGCACAUCACAUUGUUGCGAACGCCAUUGAACCAUAGAAGAAGAACAAUUCCGCGUAUCUCCCGCUUCACUACAUUGUUGUCAUUUAUCAACAUAUACGACUUGUUUUUUGCAAGUUAUCUUGGAAAUUGAAUACUAUUUACUUCACACAGGAAAUACGCAUCUGUAAUUUGGUCUGGACAAGAUGGCGAGCUGCAAUUUUCAGGCGCAAUUGGUAUCCAUUCUGGAGGUAUUAGCUAAAGCAGCUGUAGCAGAAAUAAACAAACGUGUAGAUGAUAGCUGUGCUGUUAUACGUUUGGAAAUGACCCAAAGCCAGCGAGAUAUUGAUGUACUGAAAAGGAAGUGUCAAAUUAUGGAGAGCGAGCUGGAGAAGACGUGCAGACGAAAAGGUUUUUACCCCGUGGCUUCAGAGAGAUCUUCUUAUCCAGUCAAGAUUGUUUUGAAUAAGCAGAGGAGUAGCUCACAGUGCAGAGACAAAGAGCUGGCUGUUGAAGAGGACUCUCAACCCCAGCCUUCAGAUGUGGAGCAGAGAGUGGAGACUGAACCCAUACUGAUCAAAGAUGAGGAGACAGCAGAGGAUGUGUGGAAGACUGACCCUCAGGAAGAGAUCAGGAUCACUGGAGAGGGUGGGUGCAACCAUAAGGGGUGCUGCUCAGUCUGUCUAUGGAAGACUGUCUGUGGUGAGUCUGGUUCCAAGCCUGGGAAAUCACCAUCCUUUGAGCAACGGCACUGUGAUGAGGACUUAAUCACACAACCCAAUAUAUCUCACAAAGACUCAGUGGAACAUUACCCCAAUUCUGAUCGUCCAGAGGAACCAGGAACACCCCGGCUCGCAUCUACAGAGGUGUUCAGCGCAGAGCAACACCGGCCAGACGAGGACUCACUAGAUCUAGUGAUGGUGAAAGAGGAGGAGUUAAAUCAGACCACGGCCUUGGCAGGACCUGACCAGUUUGUCAUGGAUGAGACUGAUGGGCAGCUGUGGACCUCUGUGGAUCCAGGCAGAGACACUGACCCUGAUGGACACCCAGAUUUCUCCUUUCAUUCCACAGAAGAGUACUCUCAGAAUAUCUCAAUGGUCCCAUCUCAUAGUGGGCUGUCAUCUGUUCCUACUAUGACAGAUGAUGUAGGGCCAUCGCUUCACUCUUCUAUAUGGAAACCACAUGCUAACAUGCUCAGUGCAGCAGCACACAUGAGAAGACAUGUCAGUACAUUGACUGAUGAGGCUAGACAACAGAUGCCAGAGGGACAGAGCAGUGAGAUGCUGAUCUCAAAUAAUGAAGGAAAUAGUUUAGCUCUACAGCCAAGGCAGCAUCAAUACAGGGCUUCAGAAGCAACAGUGAGAUUGAGUGAGUGCAUGACAGGGUCAAACAUGGCCACCACUUCCACCUUCUCUGGAUACAGCCUGAGUCGCAGUAGUUUUAACAUGGUGAAGAGAAUGAGGACUCAGUGGAGGUCGGGCAGCACCACCGAGAGGCGUUUCAGCUGCACCUUCUGUGGGAAGAGCUUCCAGCGUCUCUGCCAGCUCAAAGAACACCUCCGGAGUCACACCGGAGAGAAACCUUACACCUGCGAACAGUGUGGCAGGAGUUUUACCAAGCAGUGCAACCUGAUCAGACAUGCUAUGGUCCACAGUGGGGAGAAGCCAUACGAGUGCACACAGUGUGGGAAGUGCUUCACCCGGCGCUCCAAAAUGAUGUCACAUCAAAGAACUCACAUAGGAGAGUGUGCAGUGUCUCCAUACGUGGCACCUGCAUACCCUGGGGAUCCACACACAAGUUUAAUGUAGUCUCAGAACAAAUAGGAACUUAAUUGCAUAGUUUUUUGCUAACACUUUCUAUUUGAAAAUGUGGUACAGAAGGUAUUUCGAGACAUUUUUUCAAGUUUUUCCUCAGAAUUGAUUUGUGAAAUUGUUUUCAUGUUUGACUGAUGGCUCCUCACUUUCAUUAUAACAACUUAUUUACAACUGGUAACAAUGUGUGUUUGUACCACAAAAUCAUAAAAACAAUGUUAUAUAAUAAAUAAUCAUAUGGA